Nematolebias whitei (Rio pearlfish) is the source of this 918-nucleotide messenger RNA. It is a transcript of the gene rfk, whose product is annotated as riboflavin kinase. Gene Ontology annotation, biological process: riboflavin biosynthetic process; FMN biosynthetic process. The transcript is spliced from 4 exons. Bases 409 to 918 code for a protein of 169 amino acids. The record is from RefSeq and is a predicted model, not a curated record. Lineage: Eukaryota; Metazoa; Chordata; Actinopteri; Cyprinodontiformes; Rivulidae. Gene Ontology annotation, cellular component: mitochondrion. Gene Ontology annotation, molecular function: riboflavin kinase activity.
UAUUGGUCUUUUUUCCCGAGCUUUAUUUCUCUUCUGGACACACGACGCUUGGAUGAAGUGAAGCAGAGUCUGUUACCUCCCACGUCCCUUUACAAACGGCUCCCCGGGAUUAAAACCGCUUCAGGAACUUCACUUCUCUGAAGCUAGUUAGUUAGCAUCGCUAGCAUAGCUGGUGAACUUUCACCAUCUCUGUGACGGAAAUAUUCAGCAAUCAGCCGGGCAGGUGAAGCUAACGGUGCAGGUAGACACUAGGAGGAAAGGUGUGCUUUUAACAGGAUCAGGUUUUUUUUAUUUUGACAUCGUAUAAGCAGAGUAGUUGUGCUUCGUUAUUCAGCCCGACUUCCUUGUGAUCCGUGUUCGAGGUCAUUUUUUAGCUCCAUCUGAACCAGCUGUUCUGGGGCGCAAGUCAUGAAGAGCCUCCCGUACUUCUGUCGAGGGGAGGUGGUUCGAGGGUUCGGAAGAGGAAGCAAAGAACUCGGAAUUCCCACAGCCAACUUCCCAGACUCGGUGGUGGACAAUCUCCCAGCAGAUAUCGGCACAGGAAUCUACUACGGCUGGGCUUGUUUUGGCAAUGGAGACGUGUACAAAAUGGUGAUGAGCAUCGGUUGGAACCCUUACUACAAAAACAAAAAGAAAUCCAUGGAGACCCACAUAAUUCACAAAUUCAAAGAGGACUUUUACGGGGAGACGCUGAGUGUCGUCAUGGUGGGCUACAUCCGCCCAGAAAGGACCUUCAGCUCACUUGAAGCUCUCAUCGCGGCGAUCAACAGCGACAUCGAGGAGGCCAAAAUGCAGCUGGAGCUCCCCGAGCAUCGCAAGCUGAGAGAUGACAACUUCUUCACCAGCAGGACCAGCUCGUCUUCAGCCUCGCCCCCCUCCACUGCGUCCACGUCACAGACUAUCAUCAACGGUCACUGA